AUGGCUCGAACGGAGAAGAAUAAGCCAGGAAGUAAAGCUCGAGAAGCCAAGAAAAUGGCCAACGCACCGCCCAAGCAAAGUCCGGAAGAGCUCUAUGGAGCAGCACUGCAGCUCGUCGAGCAGUCUCAGCCCGAGGAAGCAUUGAAAGUCGCCAAACAGCUCUGGUCCCUGGUCCAAAAUCGCGCUGUCACAGAGGCUCUACCGGCAGUCAAUUUACUUGGAGAAAUCAGCAUCGAACUCGGCGCUGUGGACUCGGCUCGGGACUACUUCGAGCAGGCGGUGCAACUCGAUCCUGAGGGCAAAAUACCGGAGGCACUGGGCGGUGGCGCCGAGAAGUUCUUAUGGCUUGCGCAACUGUGCGACGAAGGUGGCAAGCAAAGCGUGGAGUGGUUCGAGAGAGGUGCUAAAGCCUUGCAAUUCGAAAUCACCGCCCUGGAGACCGGCCAAGUGCCAGGACUAGACGAGCAAAGCACGUUAUUGAUGAGGGUGGACAAAAAGCGCAAACUUGCCAAUGCGCUAUGUGGGAUCGUUGAGGUCUACAUGACGGAUCUCUCGUGGGAGGACGACGCAGAGGCGCGAUGUGAGAGCUUGGUCACGGAAGCCAUGGCAGUGGAGGACGAGACAAGCCCCGAGGUGUUGCAAACAUUAGCAUCAGUGCGACUGUCACAGGAGAGGAAGGAGGAUGCGCAAGCCGCCUUGAAGCGAUCUCUGGCUAUUUGGAUGGAUCUUGAGCCGGAGGACCCUGCCGUGCCAGAUUUUGCAACGAAGAUCUCGUUGUCGAGAUUGCUCAUGGAGGCGGAGCUGGAGCAUGAUGCCAUGGAGGUACUCCAUAUGCUUAUCCUGGAAGAUGACCAAAGUGUCGAGGCGUGGUAUCUCGGAGGUUGGUGCCAGCAUCUGAUCUCUGAUCGCAGUGGGAGUGAUGUUGAACCCAACGGCGACUCGGCCAUGGACACCGAAACAGGUACUGCGAAGAAGUUGGCCCCAGAGCAGGCUCAAUUGGUCCUCAAGGGUAGCCGCAGGUGGCUCAAAACCUCUCUGAAGUUGUACAAGCAGCAAGACUACGAGGAUGACAGGUUGUUCGACCAUGCAUCUGAACUCGUGGCGAAUUUGGACAAGGUUCUGGGUCCCGAGGACGCUCAGGCUGAAGGUGGAGGCGAGGCGGAUUGGGAACCGGAGUGGGAUGGAAUCGACGACGAUGAGGACGAAGGCGAGGACUCAGAUGAAGACGAGCACAUGCAAGAUUCCUGA
Zymoseptoria tritici IPO323 is the source of this 1248-nucleotide messenger RNA. RefSeq lists its product as uncharacterized. The coding region runs from base 1 to 1248 and encodes 415 amino acids. Gene Ontology annotation, molecular function: protein binding. Lineage: Eukaryota; Fungi; Ascomycota; Dothideomycetes; Mycosphaerellales; Mycosphaerellaceae. The record is from RefSeq and is a predicted model, not a curated record. The transcript has a single exon.